AUGAACCCCAACCACGAUCCCGAAAGCACCGAUGCCUCAAUCACGACACGCAACCCAACAACAGACUGGACAUCCCAAACCGACAAAAAGAACCCAAGAAACUGGUCCCGUCUACGGAAAACCAUCUCAACCCUAAUAAUUUGCUCCAUCGGAUUCACAACAACACUCGGAGCCUCAAUCUACGCACCAGGCCAUGACCAAGUCCAACAAGAAUUCCACGUCUCAACAACAAUCUCCUUACUCCCACUUUCAGCCUACUCACUCGGUCUCGCCUUCGGACCAAUGAUUUCCUCCCCUCUCUCCGAAACAUUUGGCCGUAAAUUCGUCUACCUGCUCACGCUCCCGCUGUGCGAUGUCUUCAUGCUGGGAGCGGGGUUAGCGCGGAAUAUCGCUUCUUUGAUUAUCUGUCGGUUUUUCGCGGGCCUUUUUGCUGCGCCGGGUGUUUCUGUUGCUGCGGCUACGAUUUCGGAUUUUAUGGAGCCGGAUCGGAGAGUGAUUCCUCUUGCGGCGUACUAUGCUGUGCCGUUUAUUGGGAGUUCUAUUGGGCCUUUGAUUGGGGGGUUUGCCGUUCAGGGUGAGGGCUGGAGGUGGACUUCUUGGGUUGUGCUUAUUAUGGCGGGUGUUUUUCAUCCAUUGGCGUUGUUUUUGAGGGAGUCGUAUAAGGCGACUAUUUUGCAGAAACGGGCGAGGAAGGAGUUGGUGGUUGUUGGGGAUGGGGAUGAGGAUGAGCCUGCUACGACUGCCACCGAAACGAAUUUGUUGCGAUUACGUCGAUUUGUCACUUCGACGAUUGCGAGACCACUGCAUAUGCUCACUACUGAGCCUCUCGUUGGGUUUAUUUGUUUGUAUACGGGCUUUCAGUUUGCGCUUUUGUAUACGUUUGUCGUGGCUAGUCCCUGGGUGUUCAAGACGGUGUAUGGAUUCUCAUUGAGCGGGCAGAGUUUAUCUUUUCUUGGACUUGUGGUUGGGUGUCUUGUUGCUCCAUUCAUUCUGAUCGGGAUGGAUUCCAUUCUACGCAAUAGGAAAAUGAGGCAGCAGGAGCAGGAAACACGGACAUUCAACCCGGAGCGAAAACUAUAUACGGCGCUUUACGGAAGUCUUGUGCUUCCCAUUGCUCUUUUUUGGUUUGGAUGGUCCGCUCGACCGGAAGUUCACUGGAUAAGUCCGAUUAUUGCGCAGGGAACUGCUCUUCUUGGCAGUAUCCUCAUUUAUGUGCCCUGCAAUUUCUACAUGCUGGAUGUGUAUGGAUCGAAGUAUGGAGCAUCAGCUAGUGGGGCUUCGUCACUGUCGAGAUAUACUCUUUCUGCGGCUUUCCCACUCUUCGUUACUCAGAUGUAUGAAGCUCUUGGAGUGGGAUGGGCCACGAGUGUUUUGGGAUUCGCGGCGUUGAUCAUGGCGCCGAUACCCUGGUUGUUCUACUACUUUGGUCCGCGGCUGCGAGCGAGGAGCUCCUAUGAACAUGGUACCUGA
This is a messenger RNA of Penicillium cosmopolitanum, 1470 nucleotides long. RefSeq names its product MFS transporter. Lineage: Eukaryota; Fungi; Ascomycota; Eurotiomycetes; Eurotiales; Aspergillaceae. The coding region runs from base 1 to 1470 and encodes 489 amino acids. The record is from RefSeq and is a predicted model, not a curated record. Gene Ontology annotation, molecular function: spermine transmembrane transporter activity; spermidine transmembrane transporter activity. The transcript has a single exon. Gene Ontology annotation, biological process: spermidine transport; spermine transport; transmembrane transport.